AUGCUUUACCUGAGAUAUAUUUUAGAGUGGCUGCCUCAGGUCAAUCCCUACCUUCCUCCAUUCUGUACAAUAUUCACUGCAACAAAUAAUUUUAUUGGAUUCUUCCAGAAAAUCUGCCCACCAAUAAUGGGCUUUGAUUUUAGUGGAUUUGCUGUCUGGGUAUUUCUGGAAAAUAUUGAAUUCAUCCUCUUACAUAUAUUGUCAAACUACUAA
Babesia microti strain RI is the source of this 213-nucleotide messenger RNA. Its product is annotated as apicoplast conserved ycf19 protein precursor, unknown function. The coding region runs from base 1 to 213 and encodes 70 amino acids. Gene Ontology annotation, cellular component: membrane. The record is from RefSeq and is a predicted model, not a curated record. The transcript has a single exon. NCBI's taxonomy places the organism in Eukaryota, Apicomplexa, Aconoidasida, Piroplasmida, Babesiidae.